AUGAGCCGUGAAAUUCCAAAACCGGAAUUCAAAUCUGCUACCAGGGUGACUGGGGGGCCUGUCACUCCCAGGAAAGGCCCUCCCAAAUUCAAACAGAGACAAACCAGGCAGUUCAAGAGCAAGCCACCAAAGAAAGGUGUUCAAGGGUUUGGUGAUGACAUUCCUGGUAUGGAAGGCUUGGGAACAGAUAUCACUGUGAUCUGUCCCUGGGAAGCUUUCAGCCACCUGGAGCUCCAUGAACUGGCACAGUAUGGUAUCAUUUGAAGACGUAGAAGCCAGAAACAGGCCGGAUACAUGCCUUUCAUUCAACAAAGCAAGA
This is a messenger RNA of Protobothrops mucrosquamatus (brown spotted pit viper), 319 nucleotides long. RefSeq names its product phosphodiesterase 6G (gene PDE6G). Gene Ontology annotation, molecular function: cGMP binding; 3',5'-cyclic-nucleotide phosphodiesterase activity. Gene Ontology annotation, cellular component: photoreceptor outer segment membrane. The record is from RefSeq and is a predicted model, not a curated record. The coding region runs from base 1 to 264 and encodes 87 amino acids. Gene Ontology annotation, biological process: positive regulation of G protein-coupled receptor signaling pathway; visual perception; positive regulation of epidermal growth factor receptor signaling pathway. Lineage: Eukaryota; Metazoa; Chordata; Lepidosauria; Squamata; Viperidae. The transcript is spliced from 3 exons.